AUGAAAAAAAUUAUAAUUUUCUUAUUCAUUUCAUUAAUACCAAUAGCAUAUUUGAGUAAAGCUGAAAAUCAGCUGUACAGAGAUAUAUUAAGCAAUUAUAGUAAGUUAGUAAGACCAGUACGUAAUGCAUCUCAUGCUCUUAAUGUCGAAAUGAAAGUCUUCUUACAACAAAUUAUGGGAUUGGAUGGAAAGAAUCAAAUUAUUGAAUUGAAUGCUUGGUUGAAAUUUAUAUGGAUGGAUUACCGAAUGACUUGGGAUCCCAAUAGGUAUGAAGGAAUAACAAGCAUCCGCUUUGCUGGAGGAGAAAAUCAAAUUUGGAGACCUGACAUUCUAUUGUAUAACAGUGCCAGCGAAGAAUUUGAUUCAACUUUUAAAUCAAACGAAGUUGUUUACAAUACUGGUGAAAUAAACUGGGUGCCACCUGGGAUCUUUCGAGCAAGUUGCAAGAUGGAUAUCACAUAUUUUCCUUUUGAUAGACAGACAUGCUAUUUGAAGUUUGGUAGCUGGACAUAUCAUGGGAAUGCAUUGGAUCUACAUAUUAGUCAAGAUGUUGAGAAUAAGAUGACUGGUAUGGAUUUAUCAACAUAUACUCCAAGUGGAGAAUGGGAUCUGAUAAGUGCACCGGGUGAGCGCGAAGUAACGUACACUGCCUGCUGCCCUGAACCAUACUCUACAGUUACUUUCUAUAUGAUACUGAGACGUCGAACAAUUUUUUAUCUUUUCAACAUAGUUCUUCCAUCACUAUUAGUAUCCACAAUGACAUUAAUGGGCUUCUGUUUGCCUGCACAUGAUAUGAGUGAGAAGAUUGGUUAUCAAACCACUAUACUAUUAUCUAUUUGUUUUUUUGUUACCAUUGUCAGUGAAACAACUCCACCAACUUCUGAAGCUGUUCCUCUUCUAGGAAUGUUUUUUUCAACAUUGACUUUGCUGAUAUCGUUAUCAACAGCUUUUACCAUAACGGUUCUGAACCUCCGUUAUCGACAGACGACUAACACUAAAAUGUCUCCAACAUUUCAUAAAGUAUUCUUGGAGUGGAUUCCAUGGUUUUUGAUGAUGAAACGUCCUGGAACACGUUACAAGCGAAGAAAGGCCGCAGUCAAAACAGAAUCAUUGAGUUCAAUUGAUUCACUCGAAUAUGCAGGAUCAAUGGAGACGAUGCAAGAAACAAGUUUUGAAACAACCACUACAGGACUGACAUCCAUGAACCCCCUGCUGAAGAAGUUGGAUAGCAUUCCAACAGAAAAUUUGCAAUUGAAUCGUAAGGUUGGCACGGGAAUAUUCAAAAAUAAAUUGAAUGGAAGAAAGACGAAUGGCUUACGCUCGAACAAACGGAUGAAACAGAUUGAAAAAUAUGUCACAAAAUUCACAAAAGAAUAUUCUCAACUAAAGACAAAUCACAGUGAGUAUGUUUUACGCGUCGUUUCCUAUUACCAACAGAUUUUGAUGCGUUUGCGUCAAAUAAGAACUAGUUUUGAAGAGAAAAGAAAUUUGAAAAUGCGUCAGGAGGAUUGGAAGUAUGCGGCUCUUGUGCUUGAUCGUUUCUGUUUAGUCUUAUUCACCAUCUUUAUAUCUAUUUGUUUAAUUGCAAUAUUCUGUUCAACUCCUCAAUUGCUAUUGUGA
Auanema sp. JU1783 is the source of this 1620-nucleotide messenger RNA. NCBI's taxonomy places the organism in Eukaryota, Metazoa, Nematoda, Chromadorea, Rhabditida, Rhabditidae. The record is from the annotation of a GenBank genome assembly.